AUGGUGAAGAAUGCAUUGCUUUUUGUAGCAUUGCUCAUUCCCGUGUUUGGGCAAAAUGAGGAAUUGUUCGAGUUAAAUAUCAUACACUACAAUGAUUUUCACGCUCAUUUCGACCAAGUCAGCCCUACAGGCGGAGUAUGCAACCCGACCGAGAGAGCCUGUAUCGGGGGCUUCGCCCGCCUUUACACGGCUAUCAUGCAGGUUUUGGAAGCCGAACCGGACUCACUGCUUCUCAACGCCGGUGACACAUUCCAGGGCACCAUCUGGUACAAUUUCCUCCGUUGGAACGUCACUCAGCACUUCAUGAACAUGCUGCCCCAUGACGCUCAUGUCCUCGGUAACCAUGAAUUCGAUCACGGAGUGGAAGGCUUAGUACCGUACCUAGAGCGUUUGGACUCACCGAUGCUUGGCGCUAACGUCAACACCACCUUUGAACCGGAGUUGGGGGCUUACGUCAAAAACCACGUGAUCGUGACACGACGAGGAAGGAGGAUCGGCAUCAUCGGAGUGCUUCUAAGACAGUUCUCCGCGCCGAUAGGCCAAGUUAUUAUGGAGGAUGAGCUUGAGGCUGUCAAUCGGGAGGCAGCAAUACUCACAGAGCAGGGAGUCGAUAUUAUUAUACUGUUGUCUCAUGUUGGCUACACAAGCGACUUGCAAUUGGCACUCCGUAUCCCACCAACAGUGGACAUAAUUGUGGGUGGCCAUUCCCACUCUUUGCUGUUUAACGGUGAAUCGCCGGAUGGCACGCGACCGGUCGGGGAAUACCCUACUGUCGUCAGCAGGGACGACGGGCACAGAAUUCUGGUUGUCCAAGCGCACUGCUACACGAGGUACUUGGGCGACAUAAAGCUCUAUUUCAACGACCAAGGCGUCAUUCAGUCAUGGGAAGGAUCUCCUAUCUUCUUAGGGACAUCUAUUAUUCAAGAUCCCCGAAUACUGGAUGAGCUGGAGCCGUGGAGACAGGAGGUGGACGCGGUAGGAAAGGAGGUCUUGGGGAAUUCCCUGGUGACACUGAGCCGGUCCUGUUAUCGCGGCGAAUGCAACCUCGGCAGUUGGGCGUGCGACGGAUUUUUGGAACAGGUCAUGGUAAGGGCGAGAGGUGGCGCGUGGAAUGAUGCGCAUGUUUGCAUGAUGAACGCUGGAGGACUCAGGAUGCAGAUCGAUCCGGGAGAAGUAACAACAGAGGCCCUUUUAAUGUCGAUACCUUUCGAAAACUACGUGCAAGUUUACGACCUGAAAGGCGAACAUCUCCUGGAGGCGUUAGAGUUCUCCGUGGGCGCGUCACAAACAAAUCCAGACUCCUUCUACAGCGGUCGGAUGUUGCAGAUAGCGGGCAUGCGAAACGUUUACAACGCCUCUGCGGAGGCGGGGUCUCGAGUGGUUUCGGCGACCGUCCGUUGCAUUGACUGCGACGUGCCCCGCUAUGAACCGCUCGACGUGAAUAAAACAUACCGCGUACUCACACAGAACUAUAUCGGCGACGGCGGUGGCGGAUAUACGAUGCUGUCACAAAACAGGGAAAAUCUGGAGAAUUUGGAAGUAGACUAUGUGAUGCUUCAGCGCCACAUGAGAAAGCAGGCCAAUGUUAUUCAAGAUCUUGAUGGGAGAAUACAAAUAGUAUAU
Iphiclides podalirius (scarce swallowtail) is the source of this 1623-nucleotide messenger RNA. The record is from the annotation of a GenBank genome assembly. NCBI's taxonomy places the organism in Eukaryota, Metazoa, Arthropoda, Insecta, Lepidoptera, Papilionidae.